ACUAUUUAUAUGGGCCUACCCUAUCAGCCCAUUAUCUAAAGCCUAUAUAAUAAACCUCUGAAGCCCAAUUUGGCCAAUUUUGCAAAUUAGGGUUUUCGUUGAUUUGUGUUCCAUCCACUGAACUACUCAGGAUCUUCGAAUAAUCUCUCACAGCUCUCUCGCUCAAUCGUUCAUGGCGAACACUGCGACAAGAUCUUUUCUGCAAGUGGCGGCUACGGAGGAGGCCACACCGCCGCUCAGAGUCGUCCAGAUCGAAGGACUGGUUAUUUUGAAGAUAAUCAAGCAUUGCAAGGAGUUCUCACCAGCUCUGGUUACUGGGCAGCUUCUUGGUUUGGAUGUUGGUAGUGUUCUCGAAGUCACCAAUUGCUUCCCAUUUCCGAUUCGUGAGGAAGAUGAAGAGAUUGAAGCCGAAGGUGCUAAUUAUCAGCUUGAGAUGAUGAGAUGCCUAAGAGAGGUUAAUGUCGACAACAACACUGUUGGGUGGUAUCAAUCAACUUUGUUUGGCUCUUUCCAGACAGUGGAAUUGAUAGAGACUUUUAUGAAUUACCAGGAAAACAUAAGACGAUGUGUCUGCAUCAUUUAUGAUCCAUCAAGAUCUAAUCAAGGUGUCCUAGCUUUGAAGGCACUGAAGCUUUCUGAUACCUUCAUGGAGCUUUAUCGCACAAAUAACUUUAAAGGGGAGAAGUUGAGAGAGAAAAAUCUUUCCUUUGUGGAUAUCUUUGAAGAGAUUCCUAUUAAGGUUUCAAAUUCUGCUCUAAUCAGUGCAUUUAUGACUGAGCUUGAGGCAGAUACUCCAGUCACCCAGUGUGAUUAUGAUAGAUUGCAAUUAUCAACCAGUCCAAUUUUAGAGAGAAAUGUGGAGUUUCUAAUUGAAUGCAUGGAUGACUUGUCAAUGGAACAACAAAAGUUCCAAUUCUACUACAGGAAUCUGUCUCGUCAAGAAGCACAGAAGCAGGCCUGGCUUCAGAAGAGAAGGGCUGAAAAUGUUGCACGGAAGAAUGCAGGGGAAGAGCCAUUACCUGAGGAGGAUCCUACAAACCCCGUCUUCAAGCCUAUCCCUGAGCCAUCAAGAUUGGAUAGUUUUCUCAUAACAAAUCAAAUUGCAAACUAUUGCAACCAAAUCAAUGGAGUGGCUGGACAAAGCUUUAGCAGACUGUAUCUGAUGAAGGCUCUUCAUGAAAAGUAAACAAAGGCCCACCCGUGUGGCAGGCCAUGGUCUUCUAUCGCCGCUCAUGGUUUUGUAGCUUAGCAGACGGGGCGAGAGUUGGUUCUGCAGCGUGAAGGUUCACCAUUUGGGUUAUUCCUGGCACCGAAUGGUUACAAGAUAGUUUUUUGUGGAUGACAAGGCUAUCCAUGAGGUUAUAGAAUAGGGCACAGCUUGUAACAAUGAAGAUCUUGUCCAUCCAGUAAUUUAUUUCGAUUUUAAGAUUUUGGAUCGAGGUUGCGAAUUCGUGUAUGUAUUCUAUUUUUACGGAAUGAAUGACCUUGUCAACCCAGUCA
Messenger RNA from Salvia miltiorrhiza (redroot sage), 1500 nucleotides. Its product is annotated as eukaryotic translation initiation factor 3 subunit H-like. Gene Ontology annotation, molecular function: translation initiation factor activity; metallopeptidase activity; protein binding. The transcript is spliced from 12 exons. Gene Ontology annotation, cellular component: eukaryotic 43S preinitiation complex; cytosol; eukaryotic translation initiation factor 3 complex. The coding region runs from base 173 to 1186 and encodes 337 amino acids. The record is from RefSeq and is a predicted model, not a curated record. Lineage: Eukaryota; Viridiplantae; Streptophyta; Magnoliopsida; Lamiales; Lamiaceae.